UAUGUGAAAAGAAAGAAGACGAUGAAAAUCCAUGUGAAGUAUGUGAAAAGAAAGGAGACGAUGAAAAUUCAUGUAAAGCAUGCGAAAAGAAAAAAGAAGAUAAAAAUCCAUCAAUUGAAUAUUCAAAUUCUCUAAGUGAAAAAACAAUUAAAGAUAAUUUGGAAUACGAAGUGAGAAAAAUUUCAACUGUAAUACCAUGGGAAGAACUAAAGUUUACGGAAAAAAUUGGGCAAGGGAACUUUG
This is a messenger RNA of Racocetra persica, 243 nucleotides long. The record is from the annotation of a GenBank genome assembly. NCBI's taxonomy places the organism in Eukaryota, Fungi, Glomeromycota, Glomeromycetes, Diversisporales, Gigasporaceae.